Dovyalis caffra is the source of this 1725-nucleotide messenger RNA. The record is from the annotation of a GenBank genome assembly. NCBI's taxonomy places the organism in Eukaryota, Viridiplantae, Streptophyta, Magnoliopsida, Malpighiales, Salicaceae.
AUGGAAGAGUUGGGUCUUGCUCGGUUUGAUACCAUAGGAAGCACUGUAAGAAAGAAGCGGACCCAAAUUUCUCGCCGACCUAAGGAUUCACAGGCAUUUACAGACAAUCAUGAUCAUUCAUCAUUAUCAAUAUCACCACCUUCUGAUGACAUGAGCAAGGCUUCCAGUGAUGAGAAUGCUGAUAAUUCUAGGAGGAAAGAAUUCAAUCUUAAUCGAUCUGUGGCCAGGGUUUCUUCAGCUACUACUGGGGCUGAAAGUGAAAAUGCAUUUUAUGGCAGUAACUCAGGGAGAAGUAUGAUUCACAACAAACGUUCUAGUAAAGGUGUUCUUGCCCCUGCAAAUUGGAGAAGCACAAGCAAGCUGAAGGAAUGCAUGGAUGUGGAGUCUAGAGCUGCGAAUAUUUACGGUGGAAGGAAUGGUGAAAGUUGGAGUUCAGAGCAGUCAGCAGUGAGUUUAGAUGUUUUAGGAAAUGAAAGCAAGGUUAAAAAGGUCAAGCUUAAGGUUGGUGGUGUGGCACACACAAUUAAUGCCAACUCAACAACUAAUGGCGUUUCUUCUACAAAGAAUUCACGACUCUCAGACACCUCCAGCUCAAGGCAGACAGUUAGUCUUCAGGGGAAUUUAGAGGAUGAACAUUUUGUUUUAGGUAAGAGGCCUGGUUUGCAAGGAGUCCCUUGGAAGGAAUUCUCUAGAGGAGGUUUUAGUCUCGGGAAAGAGGAUUUAAUGGGGAAGACUUCAAGCAAAAAUACUGCUGGGAAACCAGGAGAUAAGUCUGAAGCAGUUCGUAAGAGCAAGCGUGCCCCCAAGAGGCGUGUUCUGGAUGGGGAAUUUGGUGAGGAUGAUGAGGAUGAUGAGAUCCGGUACUUAGAGAAACUCAAGUUAAAAGUCUCAUCAAGACAUAAGGAAGAUGAUGAAAAUGACGAUGAUGAAUCAAGUAAGAAACAACGAAAACUUUCAACCCUGGAAAGCAAUGGUGCUCUAAGGCUGGUUAAAGAUGGGAAGAAAAUAUCCAGGUCAGACCGAGCACCAGAGGAUGAAGAUUACGAGGGAGAAGAACCAUUAUCUGAUGGUGAGUUCAUAGGUAGUAAGAAGAAGCAGAAAAAGGAAUCUGUAGAGUCAUUGACAGAUGGUAAGAGGGAGAUGACUUUAACUAAGCGUCAACGGGCUCUUCAAUCUAGCAAAGAUGGCUCUUCUGUUCAUGAUGCUAACUUAAUUGAGUUUCCAGAUGGAUUGCCACCUGCACCAUCAAAAAAGCAAAAGGAGAAACUUACAGAGGUUGAGCAGCAAUUAAAGAAAGCUGAGGCUGCUCAGAGACGAAGAUUGCAAGUUGAGAAGGCAGCUAGGGAAUCUGAGGCUGAGGCUAUAAGAAAAAUUCUGGGUCAAGAUUCAAGCCGAAAAAAGCGAGAAGAGAAAAUAAAGAAGCGUCAGGAAGAGUUGGCACAGGAGAAGGCUACUACCGCCCAGAUGCUUGCAUCAAGCACCAUCAGAUGGGUCAUGGGUCCUACAGGGACGGUUGUGACAUUUCCCAAGGACAUGGGUCUUCCUAGUAUAUUCGACUCUAAACCCUGCAGCUAUCCUCCUCCAAGAGAGAAGUGCGCAGGCCCGUCCUGCACUAACCCAUACAAGUAUCGAGAUUCUAAGUCAAAGCUUCCGCUUUGCAGUCUGCAGUGCUACAAGGCAAUUCAGCAACAGAGUCAGCCUGAAACUAACUGCUCUGAUGCUUAA